Camellia sinensis is the source of this 5086-nucleotide messenger RNA. RefSeq names its product ABC transporter G family member 36. Gene Ontology annotation, cellular component: membrane. Gene Ontology annotation, molecular function: ATP hydrolysis activity; ATP binding; ABC-type transporter activity. NCBI's taxonomy places the organism in Eukaryota, Viridiplantae, Streptophyta, Magnoliopsida, Ericales, Theaceae. The record is from RefSeq and is a predicted model, not a curated record.
GGAACCUCACCCUCCCCAGCUUCCUUCUCAUCUCUCUGAAAUAACAUAUAUAAAUACCCCCAAAUUUCUCUCUAUAAUGCAUGAAAUCAACCCACACCAUUUCUCCUAACUCUCUCUCUCUCUCUCUCUCUCUCUCUCAUGAACUGUUGGAAAGAGACGAAAUUACAACAGAGUAAGAGAGCGAAACAACUUCCAAAUCGCUCUCUACUUAACAAAACCAUUUAACCCUUCAACAAAAUCCUAAACAAAAUCAGUUUCUGUAUUCGUAGCACAACUGUUUUUACGAAGAUGGAAGUAGAUAAAAUGCAAGGUUCGGGAAGGCGGAGCAGAAGCCGAAGCAUAAGCAGGAGCCGGAGCAAGGCAGCUUGGAGCAUAGAAGAUGUGUUUGGCAGUGCAAACCAUACAAGAAGAGCAAGUAGUCGAGCCGACGAAGACGAAGAAGCUCUGAGAUGGGCUGCUCUUGAGAAAUUGCCCACUUAUGCUAGGUUAAGAACAAGUAUCAUCCAAUCUAUUACAGAGAGUGAAGGAGGAGAACAUGGUAAUGAUAAGGUGGUCCACAAGGAAGUUGAUGUGAGAAAACUUGAUGUGAAUGAUAGACAACAAUUCAUUGAUAGGCUGUUUAGAGUUGCUGAGGAAGAUAAUGAAAAGUUCUUGAGAAAGUUUAGAAAUCGAAUCGAGAAGGUAGGGAUCAACCUUCCAACAGUAGAAGUUCGGUUUGAGCACUUAAACAUCGAAGCCGAUUGCUACAUUGGGAACCGAGCUCUUCCAACCCUUGCAAAUGCAACCCGAAACAUGGUCGAGUCGGCUUUGAGUUGUGUUGGGAUCCAAUUGGCCAAGGCUACAAAACUCACUAUUCUUAAAGAUGCCUCUGGGAUGAUAAAACCAUCAAGGAUGACACUUCUAUUAGGCCCACCUUCUUCUGGGAAAACAACCCUACUGUUGGCACUGGCUGCAAAGUUGGAUCCAAGCUUAAAGGUAAAAGGAGAAGUCACUUAUAAUGGGCACAAACUUAAAGAAUUUAUACCACAGAAGACAUCGGCAUACAUUAGCCAAAAUGAUGUUCAUGUGGGUGAAAUGACCGUCAAAGAAACCCUAGAUUUCUCUGCAAGGUGCCAAGGAGUUGGGACUCGAUAUGAUCUCCUAUCUGAGCUUGCAAGAAGGGAAAAAGAUGCUGGCAUUUUUCCGGAGGCCGAGGUCGAUCUUUUCAUGAAGGCAACGGCAAUGCAAGGAGUUGAAAGCAGCCUCAUUACCGAUUACACCCUUAGGAUUCUUGGACUGGAUGUGUGCCGAGACACUAUUGUUGGGGAUGAAAUGAUGAGAGGAAUAUCAGGAGGACAGAAAAAGAGAGUAACAACAGGAGAGAUGAUUGUUGGGCCUACUAAGACACUAUUUAUGGAUGAGAUAUCAACGGGCCUAGACAGCUCCACAACAUUUCAGAUUGUGAAGUGUUUGCAGCAGAUUGUGCACCUCACCGAGGCUACGGUCCUGAUGUCCCUACUCCAGCCCGCUCCUGAGACGUUUGAUCUGUUCGAUGAUAUCAUACUCUUAUCGGAGGGUCAAAUUGUCUAUCAAGGCCCACGAGAAAACGUGGUUGAGUUCUUUGAGAGUUGUGGAUUCAAAUGCCCGGAGAGAAAAGGAACCGCUGAUUUCUUACAAGAGGUUACCUCAAGGAAGGACCAAGAGCAGUAUUGGGCCGACAAAACCAGACCAUACACAUUCAUCUCAGUCACUGAGUUUGCCAACCGAUUCAAACGAUUUCAUGUGGGCCUGAGGCUCGCAAAUGAGCUCUCAGUCCCAUACAACAAGGCCCAAACCCACCAAGCCGCUCUCGUCUACAAGAAAUACACAGUCCCAAAGAGAGAACUUCUCAAGGCAUCAUUUGACAAAGAAUGGCUGUUGAUCAAGAGAAACUCUUUCUUCUACGUCUUCAAGACCGUCCAGAUCAUCAUCGUGGCGAUCAUCGCAUCAACGGUGUUUCUACGGACAAAAAUGCACACGAGGAAUGAAGAAGAUGGGCUUGUCUAUGUUGGUGCACUUUUGUUCACCAUGAUCAUCAACAUGUUCAAUGGUUUCGCUGAAAUAGCUCUCACUAUACAAAGAUUACCAGUGUUUUACAAGCAACGAGACCUUCUCUUCCACCCACCUUGGGUUUUCACUCUCCCAACUUUCCUACUCCGAGUACCAAUAUCAGUGGUUGAGUCCAUUGUUUGGACAGUCCUGUCAUAUUACACCAUUGGAUUUGCCCCUGAAGCUAGCAGGUUCUUCAAGCAACUGUUGGUGGUCUUUUUAAUCCAACAAAUGGCUGCUGGGAUUUUCAGGCUCAUUGCCGGAGCCUGUAGGACCAUGAUCAUCGCCAGUACCGGUGGAGCUCUAACUCUCCUCCUUGUGUUCCUGCUUGGUGGUUUCAUCCUUCCCAAACAUCAAAUUCCGUCAUGGUGGAGCUGGGGUUAUUGGGUAUCACCAUUGACCUAUAGUUUCAAUAGUCUGGCUGUAAAUGAGAUGUUUGCUCCAAGGUGGAUGAACCAACGGGCUUCAAACAGUACGAUCGCAUUAGGUGUGGCGGUGCUAAAUAACUUCGAUGUCUCUCCAGAGAGAAGGUGGUUUUGGAUUGGAGCAGCAGCACUUUUGGGGUUUGCUGUUCUCUUCAAUAUUCUCUUCACUCUUGCUCUUAUGUACUUAAGUCCUCCUGGAAAGCCACAAGCUAUAAUCUCCAAAGAAACAGCUGGGGAAAUGGAAGCUGACCAGGAAGAAACUAAAGAAGCGCCGAGACUUAGAACAAACAGAUCAAAGAUAGAUUCAGUCCCUCGAUCUUUAUCUGCUGCUGACGGGAACAAUUCAAGAGAAAUGGCAAUCCGGAGAAUGAGCAGUCGAUCCAAUGCCAAUGGACUAAGCAGAAAUGAAGAUUCAAGUCUUGAUGCUGCACGUGGAGUUGCUCCCAAGAGAGGAAUGGUUCUUCCCUUCACUCCCCUCGCCAUGUCCUUUGACAGCGUAAAGUACUUUGUGGAUAUGCCACCAGAGAUGAAGGAACAAGGAGUAACCGAAGACAGGCUCCAAUUACUUCGCGAAGUAACCGGUGCAUUUAGGCCCGGUGUCUUGACUGCCCUGAUGGGAGUCAGUGGGGCUGGAAAAACUACACUCAUGGAUGUUCUAGCGGGAAGGAAAACAGGUGGUUACAUCGAAGGUGAUAUCAGAAUUUCUGGAUUCCCCAAGAUUCAAGAAACAUUCGCUAGAAUUUCUGGAUACUGUGAGCAAACCGACAUCCACUCACCACAAGUCACCAUUCGUGAAUCUUUGAUUUACUCAGCUUUUCUUCGACUCCCUAAGGAAGUCAGCAAGGAGGAAAAGAUGGUUUUUGUGGAUGAAGUGAUGGAUCUAGUUGAACUAGACAACCUCAAAGAUGCCAUUGUAGGGCUUCCAGGAGUUACAGGUCUAUCAACAGAACAGAGAAAGAGAUUGACAAUAGCGGUGGAGCUAGUUGCUAAUCCAUCAAUCAUAUUCAUGGAUGAACCAACUUCUGGUCUUGAUGCAAGAGCAGCAGCUAUUGUUAUGAGAACUGUGAGAAACACAGUGGAUACAGGGCGAACUGUUGUUUGCACAAUCCAUCAACCUAGUAUUGAUAUCUUUGAAGCAUUUGAUGAGCUGCUACUGAUGAAAAGGGGAGGACAAGUGAUCUACUCAGGACCACUGGGACGGAAUUCUCAUAAGAUCAUUGAAUAUUUUGAGGCAAUUCCUGGAAUUCCCAAAAUUAAAGAAAAAUACAAUCCAGCAACAUGGAUGCUAGAAGCGAGCUCAGUUGCUGCAGAAGUCCGGCUUGGAAUUGAUUUUGCCGAACACUACAAAUCAUCAUCCUUGCAUCAACGAAACAAGGCUCUAGUGAAAGAGUUGAGUGUACCUCCACCAGGGGCAAAAGACCUCUAUUUCACAUCACAAUUUUCUCAGCACAAUUUGGGGCAAUUCCAAUCCUGCCUAUGGAAGCAGUGGUUGACUUAUUGGAGAAGCCCCGAUUACAACAUUGUGAGGAUGUUCUUCACCUUAGCUGCUGCCCUUAUGGUUGGAACAGUUUUCUGGCAGGUUGGCAAAAAAAGGGAUAACACGGGUGAUUUGACCACGAUCAUAGGGGCAAUGUAUUCUUCUGUCCUGUUUGUUGGAAUUAAUAACUGCGGGACAGUACAACCAGUAGUAGCUAUUGAAAGAACCGUAUUUUAUAGAGAAAAAGCUGCUGGGAUGUAUUCUGCAUUACCAUAUGCCUUGGCACAGGUAAUCACUGAAUUACCAUACGUGCUUGUUCAAACCAUCCUUUUUAGUCCUAUAGUGUAUUCUAUGGUGGGCUUCGAAUGGGCAGUGCAUAAAUUCUUUUGGUUCUUCUUCGUCACCUAUGCCUCUUUUCUCUACUUCACAUACUAUGGAAUGAUGACUGUUUCCAUCACACCAAACCACCAAGUAGCAUCUGUUUUGGCAGCCGCUUUCUAUGCACUCUUCAAUCUUUUCUCGGGUUUCUUCAUCCCUAGACCGAGAAUUCCGAAGUGGUGGAUAUGGUAUUAUUGGAUUUGCCCGGUAGCAUGGACAGUUUACGGGUUGAUCGUGUCACAGUAUGGUGAUGUGAUGGACCCCAUUGCAGUUCCCGGGAUGCAAAAUUCCACUACUGUCCAAUGGUACGUGAAAAAUCAUUUUGGGUAUGAACCAAACUUCAUUGGACCAGUUGCUGGAGUUUUGGCUGGUUUUGCAGUGUUCUUUGCCUUCAUGUAUGCCUACUGUAUUAAAACUUUGAACUUCCAAAUGAGGUAGAAGAUACUAUUGAGUCAAAUUGCCACCUGUAGAUAUGUAUUUGGAUUCAUCCAAGAUUUGAAACUUGCAGCAAAUUGGAUGAUAUGAGAAUUCAUAUUUUAGGAUAAAAUAUGUUGUUUAGCAAGUUGUAUACUUACCACCUAGUAAAUAUCAGGGAUAUAUUGAUAAGUUUUGAGGAUCAUAUAUAUGUAUAGUCAUUGGAUCCUAAUGAUGUAAGGGAAGAAAUUGCUUUCUUUGUGGACCAUUAAAAAAUUAUUAGUUCAGCCAACUUCAAGCUACAUCAUCAAAUGGUUUUCGUUUC